Vombatus ursinus (common wombat) is the source of this 2828-nucleotide messenger RNA. It is a transcript of the gene MINAR1, whose product is annotated as membrane integral NOTCH2 associated receptor 1. The record is from RefSeq and is a predicted model, not a curated record. The transcript has 3 exons. Lineage: Eukaryota; Metazoa; Chordata; Mammalia; Diprotodontia; Vombatidae. Gene Ontology annotation, cellular component: plasma membrane. Bases 1 to 2751 code for a protein of 916 amino acids. Gene Ontology annotation, biological process: negative regulation of cell population proliferation; negative regulation of TOR signaling.
AUGGAGACUAACCAGGAAUCAUCCCUCUUCUUGGUGAAGAUUUUGGAGGAGCUAGACACCAAACAGAAUACAGUUUCCUACCAGGACCUUUGCAAAUCAUUGUGUGCUCGAUUUGAUUUAUCUCAGCUAGCCAAGUUGAGAAGUGUGCUGUUUUAUACAGCUUGUCUUGAUCCAAAUUUCCCAGCAACUUUAUUCAAAGACAAAAUGAGAUGCACUGUGAACAAUCAGCAAUCAAAGAAAAUCAUGGUGGCUGCUGAUAUAGUAACAAUAUUCAACCUGAUCCAAAUGAAUGGGGGUGCAGCAAAGGAAAAAUUGCCUGCAGCACGACAGAAAGUUAGGAAGAAUGAAUCAUUUGAAUCAUGCAGGUCUGACACUGAGAUAUGCAAUGUGAUAGACUGUGUGCCUCCUAAUUGUGAGCCGAGAGAUAGAGAAUUUAACCGGGGCUAUUCAGCAAGACGAUCGUUGAAGUGUAGGAAGAUGGACUGCAAAGACUGCCAACAAUUUGUACCUGCCUCAGAGCCUAACUUUUUGUUGGGAGUUAACAAGGAGACAAAAAGUCGGGCAGCUUCACUUGACAGGCUGCAGGCCCUGGCAUCCUAUUCCAUUGCAAAUUCUCAACCAUGUGAAAUGCAGAGCACUUAUUUUCCCAUGAACAUUGAAAAUGAGUCUAUAUCAGAUCAAGACUCCUUACCCAUGAACCCCGGGAUGAAAGAAACCUUCAUUUCCAAUGAGGAGCCUUUUGUGGUCCAGUCCUGUGUGCAAAAGAGAAACAUUUUUAAAGAAGAUUUUCAUAAUCUGAUCACAGUAUCACCGAGCUUAGUGCCCCCUGGCAAGAAAGCAGACGAUGUGCUGGGAGAGCCGCAGACCAGAAAAGAAACUCAUAAGCCAGCCUUCUUUAAUCACAGCUUUGAAAUGCCAUACAAUAGCCAAUAUUUAAAUCCUGUUUACUCUCCUGUCCCUGACAAAAGACGGGCAAAGCAUGAGAGCUUGGAUGAUCUCCAAGCUUCUACAUAUUUUGGACCCACUACAGUUCUAGGGGCCCAAGAAGGGAAGAGGUGGUCAGGAAGGCCAAGUAAGCAGACUGCCUGGCCAGCAAAGAGCUGGAGUUUAAACACUGAGGAGGUUCCUGACUUCGAAAGGUCUUUUUUCAAUAGGAACCCAAGUGAUGAGAAACCUCGAUAUCAGGGUUCAAGCAAUCAGCCUUCCAAUUUCUCAGCCCCAGACAGGCACCAGACAUACCUAAAUCCAAAAGAUCAACAAGCAAUCAUCCCCACAAGCUAUGCAGUGAAACAAAAUGUUCACAAAUCUAAAGAGAUUCCCUCUCCCAUUGACAUGGAGAAACACGAGCCCAUCAAAAAGUUCAAGGACAAAAGCAUUAACUGUACCACGGUUCAGAUGAGCAUUGACAAAACGAGCAGUGUGGGGACUCAAACUGACCAGCACAUUCUGGAGCUCAAGAAAUGUAAAGAUCUGUGUACCUCCGGUCAGAGCAAGUAUGGAGAAAGACAUUCGAUGAAGCAGUCAGAUGAGGACUCAGAAAUCGUUAGUGAUGACAUCAGUGACAUUUUUCGGUUUCUGGACGACAUGAGUAUCUGUGGUUCCACUGGAGUGAUACAGUCCUCUUGUUACAACAGCACUGGAUCCUUAUCGCAGCUAAAUAAAUCAGACUGUGACAGCUCACCUGAGCACAACCUAGCCAAAAUUACCAGUGGGAGCACUGGCAAUAAGAUAGACAAGGGGGUCCGAUCUGAAAAGGACAAUCCUGAAGAUGAGUUGAAAACAAGCGUUUGCAAACUAGUGCUUAGGAUUGGCGAGAUAGAAAGAAAACUGGAAUCUCUGUCAGGAGUUAGAGAGGAAAUCUCUCAAGUUUUAGGCAAAUUAAACAGGUUGGAUCAGAGGAUACAGCAGCCUGAGAAAGUCAGUGUACAGAUCGAUCUGAAUUCCUUAACAAGUGAGGUUCCAUCUGAUGACAGCACCUCUCCCCAAAUAUUCCAUCCCCACAAUGGCUCACACGGAAGCAAAUUGGAAAACAGUCCAGACUGGUGUUGUUCUGAUGCUAGUGGAAGCAACAGUGAAAGCCUUCGAGUCAAGGCCUUAAAAAAGAGUCUGUUUACCAGAAGGUCCUCAAGGUCACUGACUGAGGAGAAUAGUGCUACUGAGUCCAAAAUAGCAAGCAUUUCCAAUUCUCCUAGAGACUGGAGGGCGAUCACUUACACCAAUGAGGCUGGCCUCAAUGAAGAAGAGAUAAAAGACAGAGGAGCUGCAGAAAAUAAAGACUGGCACAGAAAAUCAAAAGAGGCAGACAGACAAUAUGAAAUUCCUCAGCCCCAUCGAAUAGCUAAGCAACCAAAAGAUGGUUUCUUGGUGGAACAAGUCUUCAGUCCUCACCCCUACCCUGCGUCACUCAAGUCACACAUGAAAAGCAACCCAAUGUACACAGACAUGAGACUGACCGAAAUGGCUGAAGUAAAGCGAGUCCAGCCCUCUUGGACCAUAGAAGAAUACACAAGGAACUCUGGGGAAAAGGGGAAGCUGACAGCUCUGGAUCUCCAGACUCAAGAGUCUUUAAACCCAAAUAAUUUAGAAUACUGGAUGGAAGAUAUUUAUACUCCAGGCUAUGAUUCAUUAUUAAAACGUAAAGAGGCUGAGUUCCGAAGAGCAAAGGUCUGCAAGAUUGCUGCCUUGAUUGCGGCGGCUGCUUGCACAGUCAUCUUGGUAAUUGUAGUGCCCAUUUGUACAAUGAAGUCAUGACUCCAUGAUGAGGACCAAGGACACUGGACUUUCUACUGUACAUAAUUCCGGAUAUCUCCUUCUGUAUUUUCCCAUCU